AUGGAACGAAAGACGAUAAGUAAGAAGAACUUAUUUAUGUGCGCAUCUGUUGGUGUGCUUGGACUGCUUAUUGCCUCCGGUGCUUACGUUUUAUAUCAAAGAUAUAGCGUAGGUGAGAUGGCCAGUCAAACAGGAACUGAAACAGGAGAAGCCAGAAAGCCAGUGCCUUUCUUUAAGAUAUUAUCUAAAGACUCGACUGAUACGUACACUAAAAUCACCCCUAAGAACGUCAAACACCUUUUCGAGAAGGAGAACAUUAUCCCCACGCGAUACUAUGGUGCUUCUGAAGUAACUACCAAGGGCAAAGAACCACAGAAGGUGAUAACUGCCCCCAAGAAAGGAUUCUUCAGUCGUAUCACUAACCUUGGCUGGUUCAAGAAGAGCUCUCCUCAAGUAGAAGGCGGUAUUGAAGCACUUAGCGUAGCUGAAAUGGGUAUUCAUCUUGAGAACAGUCGUAUUAUUGAGCGAAACUUUAAGCCAUUGGUUGUGCUUAAGACUAACCAAAGUAAGACAGCUAAGAAAGAAUCUCUUAUCAAAAACCUCCAAUACUUGCUUUCUAAAGUUGAUGUUGACGUGUUCCCGGGUAAGGAUGAAAUCUUCAAGAAGGCCCACUAUCUUAUCUGGCCUACUAUUUUCUUUGGUAACCCCACUAUUAACCAUUGGAUGCUCUACAACUUAACUGAAGAAGAGUUGGAAAAGGCUAACGAUGAUGUGUUUGGCUUCUUAAAGAUGCAAGAACAUGGUAUGGCUAAUGAUGAGAAUCUCUGCGACAUUAUCAAAGGCAUCGUUGCUACUAUUGCUAAGCGGCUUAACCUUGGCGGUUUAAGUGAACGACGUGCCACUAUUGGAGCGAAGCUCUUGGAAUACAAGGAAAACCAAAAUCUCAUUAAGCACCACCCAGAGGCCUAUGAGACUGAAAGACUUCUUUGCAUGCUUGAUGUUAUCACCCACUACGUACACGUUCUCCCAGAAGCUCGCGCCCGGUUUAAUUCUGCCUGCUGGAAGAUUGAAACUACAAUCAACCACCUCACUUUAAACAAAUCCCAAAUGACUCUUGAUUCUUACUUGGCUCUUUUCCGCGACCACAACAACGCUCUUAUUGCAGAGAUCAACACUUUCCUUCGAUUUGUGGCUGAUCUGGAACAAUUUGUGCAUGUGGCUACUUUCAAUGUGCACACCACGUCUGAUUCUCAAGUUGCUAAGCACGUUUCGGCCUUCAACCAGUCUGUGCAUGCCUACGACAUCCAACCAGACACGUCUGCCGUCGAAGUUACUGACAUUAUUGGCAAGGCCUUAAUCCGAUACGAGUUGACUCUUUUGAAAUACAUGCAGCUUCUAGAUCUCGUGGAGAACACUUCUGAUGUGUACGGCUUUGUUACUGCCGAGUCGCUCAAUGCUUUCCAACUCCAAGAACUCAAGAAGAUUGAGGAUACUCUUCCUAAGAUCCCUGAGCACACUGAUGUUGAUGUAACAGUUACUGUUUCCCAACACUCUACCAAGAAAGAUGAGACUCCAGCCGAGCCUAGCAAGGAAGCAGGUAAGGAAAUAGUUAUACCCGCCGCCCCUGUGGCCGUUACCGCUACUGCCUAA
Messenger RNA from Nematocida homosporus, 1590 nucleotides. RefSeq lists its product as uncharacterized. The transcript has a single exon. The coding region runs from base 1 to 1590 and encodes 529 amino acids. The record is from RefSeq and is a predicted model, not a curated record. Lineage: Eukaryota; Fungi; Microsporidia.